GAGUGGUGUCGAAGAUCGGCGGUGAUACUCGCGCGAUUAAUCGAAUAACUGUGUAAGUUGUUCGAAUCGCGACGAUAAACGCGGAUUCCGCGAGUCGCGCGCGAAUGAUGGACUUUAUUUGAAGUGCGCAGUUGGCGCGUUUUUUCACGGACGACGUUUCCCGGACGACGAGAGCACCGCUAAAAGAACAACAGUGAUUAACGCGGUAUCGUCACGCACCACGAGCGUUGAUCACGAGAACCAAGAAUGUCGUUCGUCGGGCAAUCGCUUUUCAAACGGGAAGAGAUCGCGGUGCCGGCCAGGCUGCCAAUAAUACUGAAGCAGUUCUGCAAGGCCGCGAUUCGCACGCAGCCCUACGAUCUGCUCAAAUGGUCCAGCUCGUAUUUCCGCGCGUUGGCCGACGGUGAGGAACCGCCGGUUAAGUCGCGGCUCGAACACCCGACGCCGGCGGCAUCCGUUUUAACGGUGGGCUUUCUCCGAGUGCUGCUACGACAAUUUGGAAAUUACAACAAAACGUUGCCCGUCGAGACAAUUCUGCAUCGUUGGGACUGUCUCUCCCUGGAUCGCAAACAAUUCGAUACGAUUGUGACAAUCGGCAAGUUCCGUCACGCUUGUCAGGUCAAGAAAUUCCUUUCCGUGGCGGUCGGACUUCUCGGCGCUAAUCUCACAGAGACGAUGAUCAUGAUUUGUCAGUUAUUCACACACGAGCCAGACGGAGGAUCGGCGAUGAUUCCGUUCACUUUGUUCAUGGAAAUAUACGAAUAUUUAGUGGGACUUGGAUCGAUCGGAUCGAAUAGCAGCGAGAAGAGUACGAUCGAUCAUGACACAACGGAGUGCACAACGUGCACGAAUUCUGGUGAUGGCACCUGCUCUAUAACUAGUCAAGAUACCGACGCGAACGUCAAUUUGGACACGGAAUCGGUACUCAAAGACGAGAUCGAUUCCUCAAAAAUCGAUCUAUCGACCGAGCCGGUAGAUAACACUUCGUCCGAAAAAGAGUCCGCUAAUGGCGAAAAGAAAGACGAAUCGUUGUUCGGCCAAAAGAUCGAUGGUUCGAACGAUACGAACUGCGAGGAGAACACGGCGAUUGGUACGAAAUUCUGUGGAACGAAGGACGCUAACGGGAUCUCCGAAGUGGAUAAAGACACGAAAUCCAUGUGCUACUUGAACGUGCCAGGUAUAUGUUCUGGUUUGUCGGCCGAGGAAGUCGCAAAAAUGGCGACGUGGAUGCUCGAGUGUGCAAAGCUUCAGGAAGGUAUGGUCGGACCGCGAAAUAUUCGGCACACAAAUUGUCCACCUUUGCACAAACGAUCGAAAACGUGAUGUGUUCUUUUAAGAUAAUUAAAAUAGAAAAACAAUUAUAUAGUGUGUGUAUAUAUAAAUGUGUGUGAAAUUAGUUCUCUAAACAUAUUAUAGAAUUGCUCUCUUAAAACUUCGCACACAGUGACACUUUUCAUUUAAACAGUUUUUUAUAUAACGGAAGUGUUAUAUAAAUGCGUU
Messenger RNA from Pseudomyrmex gracilis, 1500 nucleotides. RefSeq names its product ropporin-1-like protein. The coding region runs from base 247 to 1323 and encodes 358 amino acids. The record is from RefSeq and is a predicted model, not a curated record. The transcript is spliced from 5 exons. NCBI's taxonomy places the organism in Eukaryota, Metazoa, Arthropoda, Insecta, Hymenoptera, Formicidae.